Molecule: messenger RNA, 1602 nt
Organism: Prunus armeniaca (apricot)
Lineage: Eukaryota; Viridiplantae; Streptophyta; Magnoliopsida; Rosales; Rosaceae
Source: the annotation of a GenBank genome assembly
AUGGCUGAGCACGAGAGCUUCGAUGCUCUCCAAGUAGAAAAGCUAAAGCCAAACGAACAAGAACAAGAAGAAGAUGAAGAAGGCGAUGAAGAUGAAGACGAGGACGAAGAAGGAAAGCGACUCGGUGAAAUUCAGCUGGGCAAGUUACAGAACUCUGCACCAGAGUCAAGAGAGACGCAAUUAGAAACCCUAGCGGUGCCUUCUGCGCUGGAAUUAUCAGAGAACGAUCAGUGUGCAGGUUUUCAGGUUAACUCCACGUCACAGUCGAUUGAUGGAGCUCAAUUACAGGAGCAACUUGGGGUGAGCCACCAGGAAAUUUUGGCAAUUGUAACACACCAGGAUUCUCAGAUGCAGACACAAAGUCCGGUUCAGUUGGCUGUUUAUCCAACUCCGUUGUCAGAACUAUCACCAACGUCUGUUACACAAUCCAUUCAGACUCAGACACAAAGUCCGCUUCAGUUGACUGUUUAUCCAACUCCGUUGUCAGAACUAUCACCAACUUCUGUUACGCAAUCCAUUUCAUCUGCUCCCAGCCCGAUUCUGCUAGAACAAAAACUGCCACCAGAAAAGGUUAAUACUUUAUGUACACCAGAGGUGGACAAGCAAAAUUCUUCUGACCAUAAAUUUAUAUCUUCUGUUCCUCUUGUGAAGACUUCUGCUUCUGAUGGUUACAACUGGAGAAAAUAUGGUCAGAAGCAAGUCAAGAGCCCUCAAGGUUCUCGAAGUUAUUAUAGGUGCACAUAUUCUGAGUGUUAUGCCAAGAAGAUUGAAUGCUGUGACCACUCGGGCUAUGUAACAGAAAUUGUUUACAAAAGCCAACAUACUCAUGAGCCCCCUCGAAAAAGUAACUGCACAAAGGAAAGUAAACUUGCAUUAUCUGCUGAGUGUGUAAGGAAUAGUGUUACAGAACAUCCCUGCAGAACAGUUAAUGAUGCAGAGGUGUCCACAUCCUCAAAAGAACGUAUUCAAGAAACACCCUCAAUUCCUGAAAGAAAACGGCAAAGCCCAAGUGACUCUGAUGGUAAUGGUGAUGUUAAGAUCAAGGAGGAGCAUGGUGAUGGUGAUCAACCAGAACCCAAACGAAGAGUGAAGAAAAGCAACUUAGAGUAUUCAACUUCUCUCCUAAAACCUGGCAAGAAACCUAAAUUUGUUGUGCAUGCGGCGGGGGAUGUUGGAAUAUCAGGUGAUGGAUACAGAUGGCGCAAAUACGGACAGAAGAUGGUGAAAGGAAAUCCGCAUCCCAGGAACUACUACAGAUGCACUUCUGCUGGGUGUCCAGUCCGGAAGCACAUUGAAACAGCCAUAGAUAACACAAGUGCUGUGAUUAUAACAUACAAGGGGAUACAUGACCAUGACAUGCCUGUUCCAAAGAAACGACAUGGCCCUCCGAGUGCUCCUCUUGUUGCUGCCGCUGCUCCUGCUUCCAUGAACAAUUUGCAUAUCAAGAAGACCGAUACACACCAAAACCAGAUUUCUUCAACCCAGUGGUCAGUGGACACCGGGGGAGAAUUGACUGGUGAGGCCUUGGACCUUGGAGGCGAGAAGGCAAUGGAAUCAGCUCGAACUCUUUUGAGCAUUGGAUUUGAAAUCAAGCCUUGCUGA